UUGAUGCAGAACUUUAUUAUGUGAGAAACGACCUUAUUAGUCACUACGCUCUAUCCUUUAACCUGUUAGUACCCAGUGAGACAAAUUUCCUGCACUUCACUUGGCAUGCGAAGUCCAAGGUUGAAUAUAAACUGGGAUUCCAAGUAGACAAUUUUGUAGCCAUGGACAUGCCCCAGGUCAACAUUUCUGUUCAGGGGGAGGUUCCACGCACUUUAUCAGUGUUUCGGGUCGAGCUUUCCUGUACUGGCAAAGUAGAUUCUGAAGUUAUGAUACUAAUGCAGCUCAACUUGACAGUAAAUUCUUCCAAAAAUUUUACAGUCUUAAAUUUUAAACGAAGGAAAAUGUGCUACAAAAAACUUGAAGAAGUAAAAACUUCAGCCUUGGACAAAAACACGAGCAGAACUAUUUAUGAUCCUGUCCACGCAGCGCCAACCACGUCAACGCGCGUGUUCUAUAUCAGUGUGGGGGUCUGUUGUGCAGUGAUUUUUCUCGUAGCAAUAAUACUCGCUGUUUUGCACCUUCAUAGUAUGAAAAGGAUUGAACUGGAUGACAGCAUCAGUGCCAGCAGUAGUUCCCAGGGGUUGUCUCAGCCAUCUACCCAGACGACUCAGUAUUUGAGAGCGGACACACCCAACAAUGCAACUCCUAUUACCAGCUCCUCAGGUUAUCCCACCUUGCGAAUAGAGAAGAACGACCUGAGAAGUGUCACUCUUCUGGAGGCCAAAGCCAAGGUGAAGGAUAUAGCAAUAUCCAGGGAGAGGAUAACUCUCAAAGAUGUACUCCAAGAAGGUACUUUUGGGCGUAUUUUCCAUGGGAUUUUAGUAGAUGAAAAAGAUCCAAAUAAAGAAAAACAAGCAUUUGUAAAAACAGUUAAAGAUCAAGCUUCUGAAAUUCAGGUGACUAUGAUGCUUACUGAAAGUUGUAAGCUACGAGGUCUGCAUCACAGAAAUCUUCUUCCUAUUACUCAUGUGUGUAUAGAAGAAGGAGAAAAGCCCAUGGUGAUAUUGCCUUACAUGAAUUGGGGGAAUCUUAAAUUGUUUUUACGGCAGUGCAAAUUAGUAGAGGCCAAUAAUCCACAGGCGAUUUCGCAACAAGACCUGGUACACAUGGCUAUUCAGAUUGCCUGUGGAAUGAGCUACCUGGCCAGAAGGGAAGUCAUCCACAAAGACCUGGCUGCUAGGAACUGUGUCAUUGAUGACACACUUCAAGUCAAGAUCACAGACAAUGCCCUCUCCAGAGACUUGUUCCCCAUGGACUAUCACUGUCUGGGAGACAACGAAAACAGGCCAGUUCGGUGGAUGGCUCUUGAAAGUCUGGUCAAUAAUGAGUUCUCUAGUGCCAGUGAUGUGUGGGCUUUUGGAGUGACGCUGUGGGAGCUCAUGACUCUGGGCCAGACGCCCUACGUGGACAUCGACCCCUUUGAGAUGGCCGCAUACCUGAAAGAUGGUUACCGAAUAGCCCAGCCAAUCAACUGUCCGGAUGAACUAUUUGCCGUGAUGGCCUGUUGCUGGGCCUUAGAUCCGGAGGAGAGGCCCAAGUUUCAGCAGCUGGUCCAGUGUCUCACAGAGUUCCAUGCAGCCCUAGGGGCCUAUGUGUGACCCUGUCCCAGUCCCACAGCAGCAGGAGGACUCACUUGACCAAUCCUGUCGUGGAUGCUUCGUGUAUAUUGCAGUGCCAGGAGAAGCACGCUUGUCUUCCAGAACGCUGUGCCUUAGGGAUGCGUCAGAGUCUGAACUUUCCAAGACAGACUUAAUAAUGUGGAAUAUUGUCUAGAUAUCACUUUUAUUAGGUUGGACUGAAAGAGUUUUUGUAAAUUUUUUGGCCAAAAAUUUUUUGAAAACAUAGUUACGUUGGAUUAGGGGUGCAUUCUUGCAAAAUAAACAGUUUUUAAAAUUGUUUAGGUACAGAUAUUUGGAAUAGCUGUCUUAGUGCCACUGCUUUUUAUUUUUUUACUUUAUCAAGGUAAUGUAGGUGACUCACCUUUAAAGUUUUUCUUAAUAUUAUUUUUUAUUCACUACUCUGGAAAUGGUUUGUCUUCAAGAUAAUACUUUUCUUGGGAAAGGAAAAACAGGUAAAAAGAUAUCUGGUUUUCCUUGUACAACAAAAGGCAAUAUUGGAGGAAGAAAAUUUAAAUAAAAACCUAGAGGGGAAAAAAAAGGAAUUUAAAAAAAUACUUAUUAGACACAAACCACCCUUAUGUGGACUUUUUUUUUCUUUAAAUUUAAGUGAGAAGGCGUUCUGCUUUCUUAUUUGGGGGAAAACAAGGGCUGAAUUCAUUACAAUUUAAAUUUGGCAGAAAUUAGCCUUUCUGUGAGCCAGAAGGGGUUGGGGACAAAUCUAUAGUAAGCAAUGUCGAUUUUAUUUAUUUUUACUCUCUGGAAAAGAAGAUAAUACAAUUCUAGAAAGUGAAAUCAUGUUUCUAAGGUUAAGAUUCCCUUUUAUUGCACCUAGAAUAGUGCUAUGCACACAGUGGGUGCUUGAGUUGCUAUGGUUUUUUAAAAAAAAUGUAAACUGGUGAAUUUUGUGCUUAUCUUCAAGGCUGGCUUAAGUAUAAAAUUGUUUUUUUAAAUACUUGAAAAAAUUAAAGGAUUUGUUUUAUACUAUGACAGUA
Molecule: messenger RNA, 2611 nt
Organism: Carlito syrichta (Philippine tarsier)
Lineage: Eukaryota; Metazoa; Chordata; Mammalia; Primates; Tarsiidae
Gene: RYK
Product: receptor-like tyrosine kinase
Exons: 14
Coding region: 162-1598 (478 amino acids)
Biological process (GO): protein phosphorylation; axonogenesis; multicellular organism development
Cellular component (GO): signaling receptor complex
Molecular function (GO): protein kinase activity; ATP binding
Source: RefSeq, a predicted model, not a curated record